Molecule: messenger RNA, 1476 nt
Organism: Neopelma chrysocephalum (saffron-crested tyrant-manakin)
Lineage: Eukaryota; Metazoa; Chordata; Aves; Passeriformes; Pipridae
Gene: ADPRH
Product: ADP-ribosylarginine hydrolase
Exons: 4
Coding region: 16-1386 (456 amino acids)
Biological process (GO): protein de-ADP-ribosylation
Molecular function (GO): ADP-ribosylarginine-[protein] hydrolase activity; magnesium ion binding
Source: RefSeq, a predicted model, not a curated record
CCCCGGCUCCCGAAAAUGAAAGCGGACACAACCCGCGCCGGGCCGACCCUCCGCCCGCGCCGUGACGGGCAGGCCGCAGGCGAGGGGGUUGUCAGGGCCGGCGCCGGCGGGGCGGGCCGGGGGACGCGUCCCGGGCCGCGCGGGGCUGCCGAGGCCGCGCCGUGCCCCAUGUCGCCGGGCCGCCGGUGGCUGCCGAGCCGGCAGUGGCUGCCGAGCCGGCAGAGCUCCCGGCGGUACCUGCUGGCCGCGCUGGCGGCGCUCGCCGGCCUGGCGGCGCUCACAGGGCUCGUUGCGGUCUUCUACUUUGAAGUACGGGGGCCAAAAAUGUGUCAUAAGAAGCUGGAAAACUACGUGGCAGCAAUGGUGCUGAGCGCAAUCGCUGACACGCUGGGCUAUAACAAUGGGAAGUGGGAGUUCGAGCAGAAUGGCCCAGCCAUCCACAGGGAGCUGGAAGAGUUGGGGGGGCUCGGCAACUUGAGCAUCGAAGGAUGGAGAGUCAGCGAUGACACAGUGAUGCACUUGGCCACGGCCGAAGCCCUCGUAGCUGCCGGAGAUAACCCCAGGUUACAGGAUCUCUACUCUCUGCUUGCAAAGAACUACAAGGAGUGCAUGAAUGACAUGGAGGGCAGAGCUCCAGGUACCACGUCUAUGGAAGGCACAAUGAAGCUGCAGCCGGACCAGCCGAACGGCUGGAGGAUCCCGUUCAGCCCGCGGGCGGGAGGCUGCGGGGGUGCCAUGCGCGCCAUGUGCAUCGGGCUGCGCUUCUGCCACCGCGAGGAGCGGCACACCCUGCUGAGAGUCAGCAUCGAGAGCGGCCGCAUGACCCACCACCACCCCACGGGCUACCUGGGGGCCCUGGCCUCAGCCCUCUUCACGGCCUACGCGGUGAACGGCGUGCCCCCCAAGGCCUGGGGCAAGGGGCUGAUGGACAUGCUGCCGCUGGCGAAAACUUACGUGCAGAACAGCGGCUUCUACGUGAAGGAGAACAUGGAGCACUGGUACUACUUUGAAGAUUCGUGGAAAAGAUACCUGGUGGAGAGGGGCAUAUCAGACGGGGUCUCGUUGCCCACCUUCCCUGCCAAGUACGGCGUGGAAGAGAGGGAGACCUUCUACACGUCGCUGAGCUACAACGGCUGGGCGGGCAGCAGCGGGCACGACGCCCCCAUGAUUGCCUACGACGCGCUGCUGGGCGCGGGCGACUCCUGGAAUGAGCUGGCUCUCCGCGCCUUCUUCCACGGGGGCGACAGCGACUCCACUGCCGCCAUCGCGGCCUGCUGGUGGGGGGUCAUACACGGCUUCAAGGGGGUUCCCAUGUCCCUCUACGCCCACCUGGAGUACAAGGACCGCCUGGAGAAGGUAGCCAGGGGCUUGUACGAUCUCGUCUAGGCGGGGGCGGCACGGGCGCGCUUACCCCCUGCCCCUCCUCGCUCGCUCUGCAGACCCGCUGGAUUAAAGCUUGUGAGCCUUUUCUCUCUG